This is a messenger RNA of Ochlerotatus camptorhynchus, 2718 nucleotides long. RefSeq names its product homeobox protein Nkx-2.1 (gene scro). The record is from RefSeq and is a predicted model, not a curated record. Gene Ontology annotation, cellular component: nucleus. Gene Ontology annotation, molecular function: RNA polymerase II cis-regulatory region sequence-specific DNA binding; DNA-binding transcription factor activity, RNA polymerase II-specific. The transcript has 7 exons. NCBI's taxonomy places the organism in Eukaryota, Metazoa, Arthropoda, Insecta, Diptera, Culicidae. The coding region runs from base 846 to 2219 and encodes 457 amino acids. Gene Ontology annotation, biological process: regulation of transcription by RNA polymerase II; cell differentiation.
UGCAAUGGUAAAAAGCAUACUCGUCAGUAUAUUGUAGACCUCUUAAUACAUUUGACGGAUCCGUGUCGAGUGGAGUAUUUUCGCGCUCUCUCACAGUGUGGCGGAGUGUGUUGUUACAAACCCAGGUACCCGGGCUCUGAGCUUCUGCUGUGUGGAGUGUGUUCUGUGCCGUUCUCGGCGGGUCUUGAGUUAUCGUGAAACGCCGUGAAUCGAGUUGGUCUCGUGUUUAGUGUCGCGCGCGCGUGUCGUUGUGCAGUGCCCCAAAGAGUGGUCCAUUAUCAUCCAUCAAUCGGUUAUUUAUUGUUAUUAUUGCCACUAGAUUGCAAUUGCCAAGUCAAAGAGCGACCCGGUCGUCACACGCGCGGGGGACUUUCUCGAGUGGGAGACUUAAGUUCAAGUGCUGAAUUAUCGUAACUCUUCGUAGUGAGUGUGCGGUUCCUGAUGUAUUUGUCCAUUUAUUAUCACGGUAGGAUCCUUGAUUGAUACUUUUGCGCGGAGAGAGCAAGAGUACUCGUGACCAGUGUUUGCUUGUUUUAUGUUUCCUGAAACAUGCUCUCAGUCAGCGUCUGAGCAGUUGCCCCAGAUUCAAGGAUUACCAAGUCAAGGUCGGUCCUUCAGUGAAGUGCUCGUGACUCCAGAACUUCCCAAGCUUGAACCUGAUGACUUCCGAAAACGAUUAGGAACCAUUUGAGACAUGACCCGACAGUGAAAGUGUGUAGAUAACUCUUUAAAACAAAACAAAAAUACAGUGUAUAUACUAUUAUCGUUGGUGAAAAGCGUACCCGUAGAGUAGCAAACCCAGUGAUUGCCAGUGUGCUCCAGUGUUGAUCAAUUACGCACGGUACAUGUCCACCACACUUUCCAGUGUAUCUGGAGUGUAUCCAGAAGAUUCAGAGCAAGAGCAUGGACUGUUACCCGAUUUAAAUGGAGUGGAUCUGGUUAUGAGCUUGUCGCCGAAAGGAAACCAUCAUCAUCACCAUUUGACCAGUCUACAGCACCUGCAGAACCUUCAGCACAAUUCUCUACACAGCCAUUCGACGCCUUUUAGCGUCACCGACAUCCUGAGUCCAAUCGAAGAGUACCGCAAGCUGGAACUCAGCGCCAACCCACCGUCCCCAUAUAGCGGCGGGAGCAGCGUAAACUCGCCCAGUGCCCUCGGUUCCAACACAGUGUCGGUGUCGGCAGCGGCCGCAGCCAGCAGUAUGGCCAACCCGUACGCAAUGGGUCCACUGUACCACAGUCCGGGCGUGCAGAGCUAUUGCGGUCCAACCGAUAACCUCUCGCUGGCCGGCCACUACACCGAUAUGCGCAACUCGGCCGCCGGAUGGUACGGCUCAACGGCCAGUGAUCCCAGAUUUGCAAAAUACCAACACUACUGGCAAUACGAUAUGGAUGAAUCCUCGAGAAUCUCAAUAUCCCGACUGAUGGGUGGCUCCGCGGGUGGUAGCAUGGGGCAUGCAAUGUCCAACAUGGGCAGCCUGGCGACGUGUAGUAUGACGGAUACGAAGCCAAUGCAAUUCCCGCUGGCCCAGCGACGGAAACGGCGGGUGCUCUUCACUCAGGCACAGGUUUACGAGCUGGAGCGAAGAUUCAAGCAACAAAAGUACCUGUCAGCGCCCGAACGGGAGCACCUAGCCAGUUUAAUACAUCUCACACCCACCCAGGUUAAAAUAUGGUUUCAGAAUCAUCGAUACAAAUGCAAACGGCAAGCCAAGGAGAAGGCAAUGGCAGAGCAGAACCAGCAUAAUCAGUCAGCCAGCUCACCACGACGUGUGGCCGUACCAGUACUAGUUAAAGAUGGCAAGCCGUGUUCCGGCGGCUCUAAUUCAAGCGGUUCUGCUCAACAGCAGCAACAUCAGCAGCAGCAGCAGCAGCAGCAGCAGGCUCAACAGCAGCAGCAGCAAGUAAGCGGCAGCAAUAGUUCCCUAACGUCCAGCGGUGGCAGUGGAGGUGGAGGCGGUGGCGGAGGCGGUGGAUCCAGUGUGAUUCUAACCAGUGAUUCUAACAAUACCCACUCACCGGACACGCCCACCACAACGCUGCUAUCGUCGUACAACGGUAGUCACAAUGUGACCGGCCAGAUGCUGCAGCAGCCGUGCAAUAACAGUCUCAUGUCCAACAGCCUGGCCAUGGCGUACCGGAACCAGAACAACUUCAUGGCCAACAGUCAUCAGCAGCAGUGCGGCAGCUACUUGCCUCUGCAAACCCGAGCCUGGUAAUAUUAGGUGAUUUGUUAGGUUUUUUUUAAACUUUCUUUAAGCAUUCACGGAUUCACUGCGGUGUUGACCAUUUCUGUUCUCUUUGAAGACCACGUGAAACAAAAGACAAAAUCAACUGUUAGCUCUCGAAAUAGUUCGUUUUACUUAAUUUUAUAAAUUAAUAUAUUUUAGCUACGCUGUAGAUUUGAUUUUCUCAUGCGUAGAGAAACGGAAUACUUACUAAAAUGAAAAGCUGUAAAUAUUAACAUAAUAGCCAAUAAGACGAUUCGAGUAUCUGCAUUUUACACGUCACUGACCGGAUGAUGGCUAAGCACGAAUCGCGACCGGUCACUGACUUGAAGAAUGGGAAGAACUAUAUGGAAAUAACACUGGAUUUGAAAUUUAAGUACAAUUGUUACAGUAGUAAGCAUGUAAAAAGAAGAAAACAUGUGGAACACCAACCGGCCGCGUACAUCGACAAAAUUGCAAUAAAAUUACUCAUGUAUUUUGUAAAUUCCUU